Aphanomyces invadans is the source of this 1567-nucleotide messenger RNA. RefSeq lists its product as hypothetical. NCBI's taxonomy places the organism in Eukaryota, Oomycota, Saprolegniomycetes, Saprolegniales, Verrucalvaceae. The transcript has 5 exons. Bases 35 to 1102 code for a protein of 355 amino acids. The record is from RefSeq and is a predicted model, not a curated record.
GGUAAAUCUGCAGCAGCCGACGGCGGCGGCUGCGAUGGAGGACAGACUGUGUCACAAGCUCCGGUUGAUGGGCUUCCCGCUGGAUAUAACGCCGCAAAUGUUUCGUGGCGUAUGCGAGUCCCCAUCGUUGCGAGUUCACGCAUUUCUGCAUUGGUUUCUUGACGUGUUGGCGGUGGAGCAAUCGCUGGCAGUACAAUUUUCGGCGGCAGAACAAGCGACGCUGGCGGCAACAACCCUCGCCACAGGCACCGAUUUACAUGCCAAAGGAGUUGCACAAUCCAUCGACGACGACGAAGCACAACUCCUUGCAGAUAUUGAACGAUUGGAGAAGCAGCAUGCCAAGGAGACACGUAAAGUGCAUGUCUUGCGCAGGCACCUCGAGACGGUCCAAGACCAGGCAACUCGACUGUGCCCUCGAACUGUGUAUUCCACGGAUCCCACGAGCGGUCUGGAAGCUAUCGACGACAUCCUGAAUCAUCUGGCCGAGGGAUCGAAUGCACUGGAGUUGGCCGCGCUGAGCCCCACGGCAUGCAUCUCGCUGAGCGCACAAGAGGACAAGAUCCUCGAUAGCAUUCAAGCUCACGUGAUGCCAUACUUUCAGAGCUCGUCGCCGCCGCGAGCACUUUCGAUCAUUGCCGAGUCGCCCAUGCAGUCGCAUGCAGUCACGUGGAUGAUGGAUGCCAUAGCUUCCAACGAGGAAUAUCUAGAAGGCAGAGAAGAGACCGACGGAACGUCGUGGUCUCGUACAAUGGAUCAAUGGCGCGACGCCUUCUUCGCUGUCGAGUUCGAUUGGCUCCAUGCAAACCUUGCUGCUCUCGACGACGUGCCCUCCUUCAAUACGUCCAUAGAGAACGAAUUCGAAGCAGACGAAGAGCUUGAGGUCACCCAAUGGAUGCAGCAUACUCUCCCGGCCUUAGUGGAAGCUGUGGCUGAGGCCAAGGUGUCGUCGCUUGUGGUGGGGGACUAUCCUGCCAAGUAUACUCGGCAAGAGCAGCAUCUCGAACGCCUCAACGCAGUGCUUGUCGAGUUGGAGCGGCAGACUGCGCGACUUCAGUACGUACCUGGAUGGUCUGAAGACGCUGUCGGCCACGGGGGUGUAUAGGUUGAUGGUGCUUGUGUUAUCCCGUGAAAUGGACACAAUGAAGUCGGUGCAGCGGACGAUCUAUUCUGUUUUGCAGGAUAUGCAGCGCCAGCUGCAAGACGCUGUCAGUCGUGUGGUGCAACUGCAGGUGAAAUCCACUGGGCCGCAGUCGAAUAAUGAUGGCGACAGCGCUUCUCCAAGCCCUGGGCAUCCCAUGGACACGGGACAGGUGGAAUCGAUGCGACGUCAGGUGCGACACGAAUGGGCGGCGUUGGGCCAAGAACAAGAGAGUUUCAUCCAGCAACUUCGCGAUUUGUUGGAGAGCGCCCCAACUGUGACCGCCCCGCUCCAGCAAGUCUGCCACUUGAAAGACAUUGUCGAAACGGACGUGGCACGCGCCAUCCAGAGCAUCUACGCCAAGCAGCAGACCCUCGUGUAGCGCACUCCAAACACUAUUUAUUGAACGAACGAUGGCACACCUGACGA